Molecule: messenger RNA, 6546 nt
Organism: Trypanosoma brucei brucei TREU927
Lineage: Eukaryota; Euglenozoa; Kinetoplastea; Trypanosomatida; Trypanosomatidae
Exons: 1
Coding region: 1-6546 (2181 amino acids)
Source: RefSeq, a predicted model, not a curated record
AUGCUCUCCUGUGCGGCGGUUCAGAAACUUGAGCGAUAUGGCCAGCUUGCCCAGAAGCGAAAAACUGCAAGCGACUUUGUAAACUCGUCCCUUCGGGACGCGAAGCGUUCCAACAUUCACGCAUUGACACAUAUUCCCACGUGGCAGGCGUGUCUUGAAGAGCUUGAUCCUGACAUCAGUAAAGGUCAAGAUAAGGAAAAGGAUGCGGCAACUGUGGAAAGCGUACAACCGGGUGGUGGUGAUGUUAAUGUUACAUAUCAUGGAGUACCGUCAAAGGUAACAGUUAGUGAGUCCUUGCUGUACGCGGUAAGUUACGCUACCGCGCUUGUUGUGCGCCAUAUGGACGAGCAACGGUUCAACCUAAGAAAUGAGAAUGAGCGGAAUGGGGAGAAUGUUUCAUUGGACGGGAAAGUUUUCGCUACGCCCCUGGAAGAAGCAGUGGGGCUUCAUACACUUCUGUGGAAGGUUGCCGAGGCAUGCGGUCGCCAUACGAAGGUUUACAUGGGAGACUCACCACAGAUGGCCCAAGCACUGGUACAUUUACUUUCCAGCGCACUGGAUGCAUUUAUCGUGUCAACUAUGUUACGACAUGCAGCUGUCAACGAUACCAACGGGGAGGCUGCGCUGCUGAACAGCUUGUGCCGUAGUAGUACCGGAUUGGUAAUGGCGGUCGUGCGUCAACUCCGUGUAAUGCAAUCAAAGCAGCCGUUCAAUGCUUUGUACAGCGUACGACCUUGCCCCACGCUUCUUUCUCAGUACCUUUCCAAAGCAGGCGCGGGCAUGUCACCUACCAAAACCACCGGCAACGUAAAGGAGGUAAAGAACACGGAGUGUAGUGGUCCGCAGUGUUCCCCUAACUGUAUUAUCCGCUCGAGAAGCCGAGAUGUCGAAAACGACAGUUUCAUGACGAGUUGCCUGCUUACGUGGGCGGACACGGUGGCGAGUGGUUCACUGAUUGCAUCGCUUAGUUAUUUCUCAACUUUCCAGAAGGUUAGUUUCUGUGACGCUAUGGUGUCAGAGGCCCCUUCGGGGUGCUGCUGCACGGAUGUUGGUUCAUUUCGUCGGACGUUGUCCUCUUUGUUUUCUACCGCCGCAUGUAAUCGAGCCACACGUAUCGUAGUGUACUUCCGUGGGGAUGAUAUCAAACUAAUGCAGAACAACGUGCGGGACUCCACGGAGUAUUCGAUGCUUACGCACGUUACCACACCUCCAGUUGAACGAUCGACUCUUUCCUUAUUCACUAAACUCCCCGUUGCUGAGCAGCACCACGCCGCUCUUCUUUUGGCGGGUUGGAUUGCAAGUAUUCCAUUCUUCUUCCGUAGUUUCUGUGCGGAGGAGAGUUGGACCGUGUUUGCUCAGGAACAGCGGCGGAUGGUGUGGCUGAGAGAGCGUGAAACGCGUCAAGAUCGUGGUCGGCGGCGCUGGGGAUCAUCUUCGAGGGCUAAUAGCGUCAGCAGUGGCGGGAAGGAUGAUAGUGAUCACGCUUCUACUCACUCCAGUGAUGGGUACAGCAGGGUUGAGGUAAACACGGAUAAAGGCGACGGUGGUGACGGUCUUACCAAUAGUCAUGCAUCCGACAGAUACGCUGGUAAACGUAUGAGAAACUCUAAUAUCGAUGAUGACGAGGACAGAUGUUCCGUUGUGUCGCAACUAAGUUCUUUUUCACUCAUGAGCCGUGCGAGCAUGAUAUCCACACUGUCGAAGCCAUCCAUCGCAUCCUAUCGGGAAUUUCUCUCUGUUAUCGACGCCAGUAACACAGACAAUGGGCAAACUCACAAUGCUCCAUGUCUACAUCAAUCAGAAGAUGAUAACACAAACCUUCCACUUAUUCUUUUGGAAGAAGUGGUACUCGGUCUCCAGAAAUUUCUCGUUGCUGUAGGUGAAGCUGGUUUGAGUGAUAACCUGUUGGAAACCACUGGUUUACGUGCUUUGAUAUGGCGUACUAUCGGGGACCUAUUUACUUUCGUCCGCAAUACCAUUUCGUUUUCCGCUACAAACAUUACUGCGAAGGGGACGCCUUCUGUAUUUCAUCUUGGAAAUGACCUUCGGUAUAAUAAGGGCCUCGGUUAUGAAGUACUGGGAUUACUCUUUGCGAAAGUUGUUUUGCCGCAGCUACUCACAUCGUGUCACGACGUUGCGCAUGAGACACGGCCGGUUGUGGAACGAGCGCUGACACAGUGCUUGUCCACCUAUGAGUUGAUUGCGCCACAGGUAAUUGAUAAGAACGUUCCAGCGAUUCUACAGAUUGCCUCUCGUAUCUCCAAGGCGAAUGCGUCGAGUCAUCUGGGUGGUGAAAAAGCAGAGGCGUUUCCUACUACAAUUCUGCACGAUUUUCUUGUCAACCUGAUUACGCGUUUGGGGAAAGGCAACAGGAUAUCCAUGUUACUCGAUGCAAUCGUCUUGCAGGUAAAGGAGGAUGGGAACGCGAUUUACCGAAGUAAGGUCGUGGAGGGUGAGGACACAGUGGUCGGGGGCACCGCAGCCAGCAGCACAACCGUAGGACUGCGGGAGAUCUUUUCCCGUCCUGACAUCCGUGCAGCAUUGAUAGAGGCAUGCAAUGUUUCCAUGGACCCAGAGCACCUGCUUCUUCGUUUGUUAUCGUACGUCUCUAACUGGGCUUCUGAAGAGGAGGUUAACGAAGAAAGCGGCGGCGGCGAUGAUGCCGCAACAAACCCAGAGAAGGACGAAGUUACAGCAUUGGGAACUGAAGAUCAGAAACUAAAUGUAAAGACCACGAUGUCUCGUAUGGAACCUCAGGGUGUACUCUUCAUACUUGAUGUAGUCUCGACGGUAUUGAGUGGAGUUGUACCAACAUCCAUCUCAGCCACUUCUAUCCUUGAGCGAGCAGCAGAGUUGGAGCUCGCACUGUCGUCGUUUUUUGUGAACAAGUUGCACAAAACGUUCCUACCGGUAAAGGAGCAAAACUCAAGGGAGGACGAUAAGCUGAAGAAAAAAAAUGAAAAAAGCUCCCUUCUUCUGUGCAGCGCGGCCGUCAUUCCGCAAAAAAUGGUCCACCGUCUUGUACUUCUUACUCUCAAUGCCAUUUACAGUUCACGGACACUUAUCCUAAGUUGCCUUCAGGACCUUGGUAUCUCUAAUUUGGAUGCUUACUUACAACUUCUCGAAGAAUCCAUGUGGUGUCUGCAGCAGCAGGUGGACGCCCUUGUCGGUUCCCUUACCGUCGACGAUCUGUGCGCUUCGCUAAGCAUAACAACUCAGAUGAGGCACGCACACACCACGCAGUGUCCACCACUUAUACCCCGGUUCGUGUUGCAGCGGCUCAUGUUAGCGCGGUCCACAUCCAUGGCCCUUGGCUUCACUGUUGGUCCCGCCUCGUCGGCUCGGAGAUUGGGGAACACUGUGCUUUCCUACAUGCUUGUGGAAAGUGAGGGCGGUGUGUUGCCUGAUCAUGAGGCCGAUCUGGCUUUGUCAUUGGCCGACACGCUAAACGAAGAAGAGUGGAGUUCCCUUGUUCAUUUCACAAAACCAAAACGUGUUCGUGCAGCUUUUGUUUGGCUCCUACAGCUCAGUUUCACGAAAUCGAAGAGUGCUCAAUGGCUUUCAAGGUGCAUGGCGGCAUGCGGAGGUUUGCUGUUGGAGGCCCUCUGUGAGGUGUUGGUGAAUGUUGAUGACUCGGAACUUCUGGCAUGUCGUCACGACAUGACCUCCAAGAAUGAAAAUGAUAGCGCAGGUGGUAAGGGGUCCGAGGAUACGCCCCUGAUUAGGUUGUUUGCAGCGUUAAAUGAUGUUUUGGGUCGUGUUGGUCACCUUCCGCAGUGGCUUCCGAUUCUACAAAAUUUUGUGCAUUGGUUGAUGAUUAUUUAUAAGGAAGAGAGAAACGUUCAACGUAGUAUGUCGUGCUUGCUACGGCAACAAAUUCUUCAGUUCGUAUUAAAUCUUCUGGUGUGUGAGGAGGGCGUGCGAACACUUUUCCGUUGGGUUCUUUUACACACACAAAGCGAGGAAAAUCAAGAAAAUCAUCGUUUUGAGCAUUAUCGUGGUCGAAAGAGUGACCGCAAGCGCGACGGACUCAAUGAGGCAUUCAUGGAAACCGUAGGGGUUCAGUUUACAGUCGCCGAUGCCAUGCUUUACGCUAGCAACAGAUAUACAGCAGAGGGGGAAAGUUGUACCGAUGCGGAGGGGAUCAGGGUGGCAGCGGCAAAGCAAGGAAUCGACGAUUGUACGAAGCUUGUGCGUAGAAUGUUCUCAGCAAAGUUUGCAGCCUUGCUGAUACAACAAUGUAGCACGAAGGACAGUGAUAGCGGAUUGUCACUGUCAUCAAGAUAUGCAUUGGGCAUAUUGCGGCAGCUCUACACCAUGGCCAUGACUGCGUGUCGUUAUGAUACCAAAACAGCCAUGAGCUCCCCUAUCGCGCAAAAAUUCAUUAUUAGUGUCGCUGACAAAAUGCACGCUUGCCUCGAAGACGGGAAUUACGCUGUUCUUUCAAUAUUUUUGGACGCAAUGAGCGGAACUUCUUUAACUUAUGUUCUCAAAGAGGGCCACAGGGAUACUGCCUCGACAGUAAGAGUGCCGGAAAAACGGCGUCGCGUGGAGAAUAGUGAGAGUGGUGACAACGGGGAGAAGACUCGUCUCGCAGAUAAGAAGCAUCACCGUUCAGCAGAAGACAUCAGAGCUAAAGAGGAAACCGUGGGGGAAAGAAAGGUUUUCGAAGCAUCGCUAGGUGGUGUUGACCACGUGGAGGCCACGGAGGACAAAAAAGAAUCAGCAAUAGUUGUAGAGGGAACCAAGUUGACUGAGGUUUCCUUGCGUUGGGUGGAUCUUCUGCGUAAGUUGCUUCAAGAGGUGGUGAAGGGACUUGUGGAGGAGCGUCACCAGCCCCAAUCAUCCGUGCCACUGCUACACGCUAUGUCUUCGCUUUAUGUCACACUGGAACGUGUUCGACUUCCCGCAUUGAAAGAUGCGUCAGAAAAUGUGAACCAUCGUGGGAAAGGAGGAAAAGCCAACAAAAGGGGGAGGAGCUAUGAACGGCAACCCGUUGGGAACGGGCGCAGCUUGGCUGCCGUUGCUGUGGCGUCAGGUGAGCUUUCGGACACCGCCGCAAAGCUGCGCAAAUUGUUCGCACCCUCCAAAAGUGCGUCGCGACGACGCAGUGCCUCGGUGCUGUUGCCGAUGCUGAGUUCGUGCAACCGCGCGGUGACACGAGCCUUGUGGGUUCUUUAUGCUGCGUAUGAGGAGCGUCGGCAAAGCGAUCUGUCUGAAGAUGGUGGUUUUGAAGAUACAACAAACCACUCCCCAUCACGCUGGUUUGCUGCUCUACUAGGGAGCUUCAAUGUGCACGAGUGCGGCAAUUAUGAUAACUUUUGUUCCGAUUCGACGGAUUGUCUGCUGGAGGAAGCGCAAGAGAUUGCAUCACAACAUGAAAGCGAAUGUGUAACACUUCGUAUAGUGGCUCUACAGCGUGAUCCUGCUUAUCAGACGGAAAAAGCGACGCUUUGGUUGAUUGAACAACUUUGUAUCAUACCAGAAAUUCUGCAUACUUUCGCAACAAGCCCCUCACAGUCUUUACUGGUGGAGUAUAUGCAUGCUCUCCUCCACGCGUCCAUACCAUUAGCGACGGGGGCGUGUCAACAUCUUCGAAAGCUACAGGACAGGCAUCAGAAGCUGUUGACGGCUGUAGCAGAAGCGCUGCAUCGCCUCAGCUUCGUUCCACACAUGCGUUUCAGUAUAUGGCGCAACGACGCGAAGCGUCUGUUGGUGAAUGCUGAAGCCGCCGUUGUAUCAUCACACGAUUGCAGCAAACGAAACGAUGAGGGUACACACAGCUUGUGUUGCCGUGUGCUGCAGUUGUGUACGCUGCCCCUUGCGGCGCUACACGAAGAUGAGGUCUUUAUUGAUCACGAAAUGAGUUUCAUUACGUCGUUGCUUUUCACCGGUACCAGUGGGUACCGUAAUGGAUCCCAAUACCUGUCUGAGUCUGUCAUUUUGCGAAUUAUUCGACUACUUUCGGCAACGUUGUUGCCACGGCACGUGCUUUGGCAGCGAGCGCAUCUGUUGCCGACUUUACUUUCCUUCCUCUUCACCCGCUGCCUUGACGGUGUAUCACGUGGCUACUGUAGCAGCGUUGUGCUGAAUCAACUUGCUUCGUUCCUGUUUCAGCUCGUGAAGGAUGCCACCCACGGUCACUGCCACGGCAUUUCGCCAUCCUUGAAGUCAUUGUGUCUCUCUUCCAUCACGUCGUGUCUCUUCCGACAUUCAGCAGCGUACAUUGAUGUAUUCACAACUCACAGCAACGAUUUGGAUUACAUUGCCGCAGACCUUUUGAAAGCUCUUCAGCAUGUCCACCUCCCGUCACGGCGGAUGCAGGCGGUACCGAAGAAAUUCAAAACAGAAGGGAAUGAAACGGGGGGCGAUGAGGACGAGGAGGAGGAGGAGGACGCUGCAAAGCAGUCAGACGCCACAAUGUGUGACUUAAGUUACGCUUGCGUGGGAAAUACCGAUGCGCAACUGUUAUUAAGGCAGGCAGCUGAGCGAGUUGAAGAGGAGGAAGGCAAUGGCUCACGCCACAUAUUCCUUCUUCCUGAAUAA